ACCAACUCUACCAGUUGCUGAGACAAUUGAUAUAACAACAAAGAACUUGAAAUGCGGCGAGCACAAGAAUCUCUUUUGGGGGCAAAUGAUGCAGCCCCAGCAGAUGAAGCAGCUGAAGGCGAGGAAGAAGCAGCAGCUCCAGCUGCAGAAGAUGAGGGAGAAGCUGAACCCACAGGAGAGGAACCUCCAGCAGCUGGUGAUGAAGGAGGUGAUGAACAGCAAGAAGAGGAGGGACAGAAAGAAGAUGAGGGAAAGACAGAGGAUGCUGCAAAAGAGAAGGAUAAGAAAAAGGAAACCAAAAAACUCUUUGAUAGUAAAGGCAGUUUGCUGGAAACUGAGUCAUUUGUGCGGGAAAAAUUGGAAGAGUUCAAACAGAAACGGGCAGCAGUAGCAGUGCUGAUCGGUGAUUUGCAAGGGAAAGUUAAAGAGUACAAAGAGAAAGAAAAUCCCACUGAUGAUGAUAUUGCAAAUCUGAAAAAGUACCAUGCAGCUUUUCUUGAGAAACUUGGCGAGUACGAAGACAUGACUAGGAGCCUGGAGAGGCUGAUGGGGAUGGCAGAUGUGCCAACUUCACAACUUGACAUGACUAUGUCGGGACCUCCAUUCUCAAAGCCAGCAAAAACCGUAUUGGUCUGCAAAAUAAGGAAGGUUGAAAGUGAAACGUAUGAACCUUUCUGGGCCCAGGUCAGACUCCUGGGGUACUCCUCUAGUGAUGGGAUGUUUGGUAGAUUUUACUGUAAAUCUUGCUCCGUUCCCAGAUUCCUUCAAUUCUACCAGCUGUUCACUAUCCUCCAGAUAAGUUCUGAACCAAUGACAUACUGUUCCCUAGAAACCAAGAUGUCCAAGUUCAUCAAAAAUAAGCUUGAGACUCCUGCUCCCGAGAAGCAGCCUGAACUGUCUGUACUGGACACUGAUUUGGAGGACAAGUUGCCGAAGCUAAUCAUGUGUGGGACAGAUAUGGGUGACAAUGUCCCAAGGAUUAUAGUUUGUGAGCCGUUGAAGAGAGCCGACUUGGAGCCUUUUUCUAAGUCAUCAGGAGGAGUUGGUAGUGUUGGUGAAGGUGCAGGUGUUAUCCAGAAGUUAAACAAAUGUCUUGAAACUCAGCAAGAACUAGCUGCUGAAAAUGCAGAAAUGGCUAAAAUGAGACACCAACUCCAACAAGAACUUCUGGACAAGCAAGAUAUGCUUGACUGCAUGAAACAGAAAAUGAUGACUAUGGAGUGCGAGAAGUACAGAAUCCAAUCUGAGAACUGUGAAUUACAAAAGCGAUUGAUAAUGUCACAGAAGCCCGGAGACCCACCGAUGUGCAAACGUGAGCUCUACAUGAAGUUGAGAGGAACAUCGCCUGAUGCGUGCCCCAUGGGGGGUAACAAGGACCUGGAACAAGAAUUGGAAAAGAUGGGUGGUGAUGUCAAGAAUAUAUAUUCCGAGCUAGAAUGUAUGCAGAAAGAAAAACUGGCUCUGGGGUAUUCUACAUCAGUAAAGAAAAGGGAUGAAAAUUUGAGUAAGGCAGAUGAAGAAGCUAAGAAGAUUGGAUUUGAUGGAGAGGGCAUGCAGAAAAUACCCUCAACUUCAGAAGUUGGGCACUUGAGUUACAUGGAGGAAGAAACUAAUGCAUGUUGUGGUGACACAAAUAACAUGUACCCUGAAGGAGUAUGUAUGAUGGAGAGGUUCAACUUUGGAGGUUCAGGUUCCCCUAGGAAGCCAGUCUGUAAGCGUAUGUUGCCACAAAAAUCAACCCAAACGGAUGCGGACAAGGAAAAGGACAUUCUGUUUGCUACAGACAAGGAUCCCAAGAUGAAAGACCUGAGAGAGCAAUACCAAAGGCUCCAUAGUGACUUUAAAAACAAAGUAACUGAGGUCGCAUCUGUCCGAGUUGAUCUGGAGAAAAUCAAAAAGGAGCUGGACGCCAUAACAAUACUACAUCAUGAACUGGAAGCAAUACACCAGAAGACAUUGGAUGAGAAUACAGCCUUAAUGGCAGAGAAAAAUCAGAUGCAAGAAUUGAAAGAUAAAAUGAAUGACUUGGAGCAGCAAGCUAAUGUAGCUAAGCAGAUGUACAAGACAGGUCAAGAAGAGAUGGAAGAGAUGAGGUUACUUAUAGAAGAACAGGCUACACAACUAGAUGAUUAUAGGAACAAGUACAUGAAAACACUGCAAAUUGCAGAAGAAUUGAAGAAGGAAAAUGAAUUCAAAGAAAGAGAAUGUGCUGACCAAAUUGCUGUUGAAAUCCAAAAAGUAAAGCUUGAAAUGCAAGAACAAUUAGAAGAACUGAGCCCAAUCAAAGAUUUAUUGAGGAUCACUCAACAGAAGCUCAAGGAGACAGAGCAGAUGCAUAAUAUUGCCUUGGAAACCAUUGCAGAUAUAACUAAAAAGCUGGAGAAUGCCAACAACGAAGUUGAUACACUUAGAAAGAAAGUGGAUUCUGCCAAAACAGAUGGUGACCUAAAUAUUAACUUGAUGAACAGUUUAGAAAAUGCUGAUAAGAAACUGAAUGCCAUGGAGAAUGAAAAUGCACACUUGAAGGGAAUGGUGGGUCAGCUGGAGGGACUGCAGGUCAACCAGGCUCAAAAACUGGAAGAAAAAUCUCAUGAGUUGCUGCAGAUGACCCAGCAGCUGGAAACCCUUAGAGAAGAAUCAGCACGGCAGGUAGCCAGAGUGAAGGAGCGCAGUGAAAUGAUUCGUAAGUGUCUGCAGGCCCAGAUAGGUGAGAUGGAGAGAGAGGUGGCUACAUGUCGUGCCGCAACUGCAUUCGCCAACCGCGAGCGGGAUGAGAUACGGUCUAAACUUCAAAUGGAGGUCUGUUUACUCUCAGAAAACUUCAGAGACUCACAAAAUCGCAUAGUUCAACUUCAACAACAUGUAAAUUACCUGAGUGCUUCCCACCCAACAGCUUUAAUCGACCUAAUUAAGUGAGCCAUCCUGUAACUUACAUUAUUCGAAUUUUUUAUUUGUUUAAUAGUAUAUUGUGCACUUUGUACUGAAUUUAAUUAUAGUGUGGAAACAGUGAAAAAUUGAGACCAACCAUGCGAUGUACCUAUAUUAAAAGUAAAAUAUUUUUUAUAUGAU
Homalodisca vitripennis (glassy-winged sharpshooter) is the source of this 3069-nucleotide messenger RNA. Its product is annotated as outer dense fiber protein 2-like. The record is from RefSeq and is a predicted model, not a curated record. The transcript has 20 exons. Bases 52 to 2916 code for a protein of 954 amino acids. NCBI's taxonomy places the organism in Eukaryota, Metazoa, Arthropoda, Insecta, Hemiptera, Cicadellidae. Gene Ontology annotation, biological process: regulation of cilium assembly. Gene Ontology annotation, cellular component: centrosome.